Messenger RNA from Aureobasidium uvarum, 1053 nucleotides. Lineage: Eukaryota; Fungi; Ascomycota; Dothideomycetes; Dothideales; Saccotheciaceae. The record is from the annotation of a GenBank genome assembly.
AUGAUCACCGUACAAUACUCGAAAUCGCCACACGAACAUAUCCGCCUGGCAAGUCAAGAGGGUGCACAGAACUUGGCUAUACUUGAAUAUCUCGCCGAGGGUAACGCGAAUAUCGUUUACUCCUUCCAACCAAUCACCAACAACGUGCUUCCUCAUGGCCUUCGCCAUAAGCUCCUGCGAUUGAGGAAAGAUAAGUCCUUCAUACAACCCACGAAGGCUCAGUCCUUGACUUUUCAACAAGAAUUUCUUCCGUUGUUUCGACCCAACAACCUCGUAGAGCAAACAUUGAUCACACUGGAUGAGGUGCUCAUCAGACAUCUCAACCAGGAGCUUGAAGAGCACGAGGUCGCAAAGCUUCGAAAACAUAUGCGUCACGGUGACCGAUUAGCAAUCGACGAGUAUGGCUUGCUGAUGACUGACAUGACUGCUAGUCAUGGCGAGUAUUUGUUCGAAAUCAAGCCCAAGUGGUUACUACAGUCACCCGACGCACCUGAAGGCUCUAAGAGAUGCAGGACUUGCGCGUUGAGAUUGCAAAGGGCUCAUGCAAUGGCUAGAGGCGCCGUAAUGCCGAAACCAGGCGGGUUCUGUCCCCUUAGUUUGGUUGACGUGGACGUCGAAGAAAGACAAACGGCCUUCAGGAGCAUCAUUGAAGCACAGGCCGGUGACCUGUCCGAUGAGUCUGUGAGCUCGGUUGUCACCUUCCUAGCCGAAAAGGGAUAUCAAGUUCUCGAAACUCUUCGCAAGCACCAAUCGCAGUUUGACAACCAGGGAGUGUCAAACGACUACUCAAAAGCAAUGACCCUCCGUGAUUGUGUGUUGUUUGUCAAGGGCUCAAUAGACACAUUCGAGAACACAGCAGACAUCCGCCUAGCAGAUAUGGAUUUCAAGCAUGCUCAUCCGGACAAGGUAGAAAAGUGGAUGGAAACUGAAAGAACUCUCAUAGACGAAGGCUGGGCCUGGCUUAGCGUGUUUGCUUACUCGAAGAUCACUUUGAACCAUCUAAGCAUGGCUUUCGGAACAUGGGAGUUCUUUGUCCUCAAUACCAGCAAGUAA